AUGUUCCCUUCCUCACCGCUACAGAUCAGCUUGACGAACUCUUCGACCUCGUCGGCGCCGUCUUUUCUUCGACUGCGCAGCUCCAAUGUGCAGAGCUUCACGGUCAGCGCCACGGGGCAAUUGGCCCAGCUGUCGAAGGUAGAGAGUCACAUGCAUCGGCUGAUGGUGGAUUCGCAGGUCUUAGACUUUGAGGUCACGGGUGAAACCGUUCACUUUUGCAAAGGCGAUGCGAUGGAGGAGCCUUCUUGCCAAGCACCAUCAACUGGUGCCCCACCGCAGUGGCGCCGUUGCAUGGCCGCCACCGCGGCGCACGCGGGACCCAUUCGACAGGUCUUUGCUGCGCCGUGGGUGGUGGUGGUGCCGGACGACCCCACGCCCUUGGAGCUGCGUUUGGGCGCCUACUUCGCCACGGGGCACCUGGUGGCUGUGGGCAGCGCCACCCAGCUGCGCACUUCGUCGACGUCGACGGAGACGUCGCGGCGGGUGCUGCUGGGGACGGUGGAGCGGCUGCGAACGCUGCAGGGGGCAGACUGGCCUGUGGAACUGAAUGCGGAAGGGCCUCCCACCAUCACCGUCGCCGGCUGCACCUUCACCGGCGACGGCAGCGGCGGCUACGGCGCCGUGUUCCGCGCGCCGGGGCAAGAGCUGGUGAUCACGGCUACGGAUGAGCGGGCGCUGAAGGACUUGGUCACUUUCAGCUUCGCGACCAAUCAGCCGCACACGCGCGCGCCCAUGUCCAACAUGCUGCCGGAUUUCCUGAUCACGGGACCGGACUUCGCCUGGAAGGGCUAUGGAGGUGUAGUGGCUGCGGGCUUUUGGGAUGAACGUUGGCGAGCAGCCCCGAACUCGGCGUAUCUGCAGUGCUGAGACGACACGGGCGGAACCUGCGAGCGGAACCUGCGAGCGGAACGUUUAACGACGCCGAAACGCCGAGAGCUUCCGACGUGGAGCUGGAGAUACACAGCGAGGUCGUUGUUCCUCAUCCAUGCGGCCGAGAGAAACGAGACGAGGAGACGAGACGCGGUGGCAGUUAAAAAAAGCCAGAGAUGGUCAGCGGUGGAAA
Messenger RNA from Cladocopium goreaui, 1063 nucleotides. NCBI's taxonomy places the organism in Eukaryota, Dinophyceae, Suessiales, Symbiodiniaceae. The record is from the annotation of a GenBank genome assembly.